AUGGCUAUCAAUUCCCAAACACUUAACGUCUUUCAAUUAGGAAUUGGGUUUUUCUUUGUUUUUCUUGCCUUCAAUUCACAAGGAUUUAUCGAAGAAUCUGUUCUAGAUUCGUUUGUUGCACAAGGAGUGGUGAAAAGGCAUGAUGGAUAUACCAGCCUAGCAAUUAUUUAUGCUUCAUUUACUCUACUCAAUAUAGCUGCAGCGCCAAUUGUGGGCAUUCUUGGAACUCGAUGGGCAUUACUUUUUGGAGCUUGUACUUAUGCACUUUUUCAAGCUGGCUUUUUAUUUUUGAAUCGUUUUUAUUUGUUUGGUUCUUCUGCUUUGCUUGGAUUGGGGGCUGCUGUAAUAUGGACAGCUCAAGGAAAAUAUUUAGCACUCAAUAGUCAACCAGAAACAGCAGGCAAACAUAGUGGUUUAUUCUGGGCAUUAUCACAAGCAUGUCAAGUCUGUGGAGGAAUAUUUUUAUUAAUUGUAUUUUUACUUCAUCAACAUUCAAAUCCUGAAGAACACUUUCGUUUUGGAAGUAAUUUUGCUCCAUCAACAGUUAAAUUACUUUAUGCAGUAUUUACUGGAAUUACAGUUUUGGGUGCUUUAAUUUUGGGAUUGUUACCUUUAAAUGGUGAAAAUGUUGGGAAUAAUAGGAGAAGACAUGGAGAAGAUUCUCCUUCACCUUCUGAAUUGCUUGAUCCAAUUAUUAACCCAAUUUCGAACCAACCAACUGGAGAAGCUAAUAUUCUUGAUAAUGGGAAUGGAACUGAACCUAAUAAUAUUUUAUCGUCUAUUCUAUCUAUGAUCAAAUCAACAUUUAUUCUCGCCAAAACAUCAAAAAUGUUGUUAUUAUCAAUUCCAUUUAUGUAUACUGGAAUUGUUGUCAGUUUUUGGAGUUCAAUAUAUCCAACAAGUAUAGCAAAUACAGAAUUAUUUCAAUUAAAUCAAGGUGUUGACCCGAAAAUUUUAUUGGCUUUAAAUGCUAUAAUUCAAGGAGUUGGGCAAAGUAGUGCCGGCCUUCUAUUUGGAAUAUUUGGUGUUCGAACAACAAAAAUACUUACAAAAUCAAAUAUUGUUUUAAUUGGCUCUUUGUUACAAUUAUUGGCCUAUUUUGCUAUUUUUGCAAGUAUUCCUGGAGAUGCUUCAUUAGGGAAAACAUUUGAACAAGGAUAUUUAAUUUAUCCAAGAAUUUGGAUAGCUUUACUUUCUGGAUUUUUAAUUGGUUUUGGUGAUUCUUGUUGGAAUACACAAAUAUUUUCUCUAUUAAUUUCUCAUUAUUCACAACAUCAAAGUGCUUCAGCCUUUUCUCUAUUUAAAUUUUACCAAUCAUUGUUAACUUUUUUGGCAUUUUUAUAUGCUUCUCUACUUUCUCUAUAUUGGCAUUUAUUAUUUCUUUUUGUUGGUUCAAUACUAGCUUUGUUUAGUUUUAUUUUUGUUGAAAGAACAAGUCAACAAACAACAAAUAAUGUUGAUAUUUCUGAAGAACAACAACAUGAUAUUAAUUAAUUAAAUUUGGAUUUUUUACAAUUUUACAAUUAAUAGAUAAGUAAAACUUUUUUUACAAAUUAUUAUUCAAUUAAAACUUUUUUUUUUACAAUUGUACAGUUAUUAGCUAUUUUAUUUAAAAAAGUUUUAUUAAUAAAACUUUUUUACAAUCUAUUAAUAAUUAAAAAACUUUUUUACAAUUGUAAUUUAUUUAAGCUUGUUUUUACAAUUAAAUGAGGUUUUUAAUUAAAAAAAGUUUUUUUUUAAUUAAAACAAACUUGUUUAACAAUUCCAACUUUUUUUACAACUUAUUAAUAAUUUAUAACUUGUUUUACAAUUUUUCAAUUCUUUUAUUUUUAUAUUACUGUUCAAGUUUGAUUAAACUUGAAUUUUACAAAUUUAAAAUUAAACUUGUUUUACAAUUAUUUCCUUUUUCUCUUCUUUUUUAUUUUUAUUUUCU
Messenger RNA from Meloidogyne enterolobii, 1933 nucleotides. The record is from the annotation of a GenBank genome assembly. Lineage: Eukaryota; Metazoa; Nematoda; Chromadorea; Rhabditida; Meloidogynidae.